CUCGGUCAACGACAGUUGCCUUAGCCUUAGCCAACUAUCGUAAUCCGAUCUAUCCGCCUUGCAGCAGCACUUCUCAUUUAUGUUGUAGGUUGUAGUAGUAGUACUACGCGCCGUAGCUUCUGAUACAGACGUACCGAGCGUAGUGGCUGACGUGUUUACAUUCAUACAUACAGUCGAGUCGAGAUUACAGACGCAUACGCGUGUAUGUUGUGAGCGCUUUCGGUGUUUUUCAUAGACGCAAUUUAGCCGAAGAAAACUUGAUCUUCCCUUAUUUUUUUCUCGUGUGUUUUGAGUGUGGAUUUUUACUGUGAAAAUGAGGGUCGAUGAUACGGAAAUGUCAUCGCAUCAGAUGCAGGACGCGAUGUCUAUGGCCAGGCAUCCGCGCAAGCAGAGCAACCCUAUGCCCAGUUUAUCGCCAGAUACACCAUGGAAUUAUACCAAUUCUGUUGUGAAACAGGAACCGAUGGACGAUACCAGAAACGAUUCCGGGGUCACGUCUGAAAGCGACUGCCCAUCAGCUUCACCCGAAAGUGACAGAAGUGGUAACCACAGAUUCCAUACACCACCACCACAGGAUGGAGACUGCAGGACCGACGCUAGCCAUAACCAUUUCACCGGCUCGCAAGUUCCGUUCGGACAAUACGCAUAUUACAAUGGUAAUUUAUCCAUGCCAUCAACUUCAGGAGGUGGCGAUUCAUCAAUGAGCAACAUGGAUAUUUCGAGUCAAAACGUCGACAAUUCUAGUGAUAAUGAUCUAACUGAUAUUAACAAGCCCAAAUUCAAUUCACAUGGAAAAGUCAAACAGCACAAGUGCAAGCACUGUAAAUAUGUCGCUAUUACCAAACUGGACUAUUGGGAACAUUCAAAAAUCCACAUUAAAGGAGAUAAAAUGUUAAAGUGUCCAAAGUGUCCGUUUGUCACAGAAUUUAAACACCACCUAGAGUACCACAUUAUGAAUCAUAACGGAACCAAGCCUUACAAAUGUGAUUCUUGUAACUAUACCUGUGUAAAUAACUCUAUGCUACGAUCGCACCAGAAAUCGCAUUCAAAAGUUUACCAGUACCGUUGUUCUGAUUGUGUUUACGAGACCAAAUACGUCCAUUCGUUAAAGUUGCAUUUAAGAAAAUACAAUCAUCAGCCUGCGAUAGUACUCAACCCGGACGGUACGCCAAAUCCCGAACCAGUUAUCGACGUCUACGGUACCAGGCGGGGUCCUAAAUCGAAGAGACCCUCAAUUCCAUCCUCAAGUCCGCCGCUACAACAGGCACCAUCUCCCAAAAUCGAGCAUCAGCAUUUAUCAUCAUUACCAUUCAAUCCGCUUCUGCUGAAUCAACCUGGAAUGGUACCGUUUCCUUUGCCACUGUUGCCCGCUUUCCCAGCCGCCUUACCCAAUCCAGAACUGCUCCAAAAUCUCCAGUUCAUUAGAGAACAUUUCGAGCAGUUGACUAAACAACAAAAUCAGAUGAAAUCUGAAAACGAAGAGGGUGUUCUGGAUUUGAGUCAACCACCAAGCAGAUCUUCGGAAGUUGAGUGCGAAGAUGAGGAAUCGAUGAGUACCGCGUUUGCUAACGUCGAAGUUGUCGAUGAUAGUCAACAUGAUUCUACUAUUAUCAACGGACCAGAAACGUCUAAUAAGGAUCAGAACGAAAACAGCGGGCAAAGCGCUGAAACUCAAAGGUAUGGAUUCCACUGUCAUGACUGUAAGAUCGGAUUUAGCGAGGAGGUAAUGUUUCGAAUUCACAUGGGUUAUCACGGUUUCCGCAACCCGUUCACUUGUAAUAUGUGCGGCGAAGAAAAUGGAAAUAGUGUUAAUUUCUUCCUGCACAUUGCUAGACCUUCACAUAUUUUUAUUGUGAAAAUGGGAGUCAAUAAUACCGAAAGGUCAUCGUUUCACAUGCAGAACAGGAAGUCCAUGGACAGGCAUCGGCGAAAGCAGAGCAACCCUAUGCCCAGUUUAGCCCCAGAUACGCUAUUGAAUGAUACCAAUACUGUUGUAAAACAGGAACCAAUUGAUAGUACCAGAAAUUAUUCGGGGUUCACAUCUGAAAGCGACUGGCCAUCAGCUUCGCUCGAAAGUGCGGGAAGUGGUGACCAGAGGUUCCAUACACCACCACCACAAGAUGGACAUUACGGGCCAUACGCAUAUCACAAUAAUAAUUUAUCCAUGCCAUCAACUUCCGCAGCCGAUAGCGAAUCAUCAAUGAACAACAUGGAUCUGUCGAGUCAACACCUCGAAAAUUGUAGUAAUAAUGACCAAGCAGACAUUAACCAACCCAAAUUCAAUUCAAAGGGAAAAGUCAAGAAGCACAAGUGCAAACACUGUCCAUAUGUUGCUAUUACCAAAGGGGGCUACUGGGAACAUUUAAGAAUCCACAUUGAAAAAGAAAAAUUGUUAACGUGUUCGAUGUGCCCAUUUGUCACUAAAUAUAAACACCAUAUGGAUUAUCACAUUAACCAUCAUAAGGGAAUCAAGCCUCACCAUUGUGAUUCUUGCAACUAUAGCAGUUUAACACUAUCUAUGUUACAAUCGCACAAGAAAACACACUGGGAAAUUUACCCGUACCGAUGUGCAGAUUGUCCUUACUGUACCAAACACCUUCAUAUAUUCAAGAUGCAUUUACGAAAAAGAGGGCAUCAGCCUGGGGUGGUACUCAAGCCUGACGGUAGGCCUAAUCCAGAAUCAUUCAUCGACGUCUACGGAAACAAACGCGGUCCUAGAUCGCAGAGACCCUCACUCCCAUCCACGAUUUCGGUUUUACCAAAAUCACCAUCGCCCAAAUCCGAGCAUCCGUAUGUAUCAUCUUUACCAUGCAAUCCGGUUCUGCUAAAUCAACCUAGAAUGGUACCGCUUCCUUUGCCACUGUUGCCCGCUUUUCCAGUCGCCUUACCCAAUCCAGAAUUGCUCCAACAACUCCAGUUCAUUAAAGAAAAUUUCGAGCAAUGGGCUAAACAACAAAAUCAGAUGAAAUCUGAAAACGAAGAAGGUGUUCUGGAUUUGAGUCAACCACCCAGCAAAUGUUCAGAAGUUGACUGCGAAGAAGCGGAAUCAAUGAAUACCGCGUUUCCUAAUGUCGAAGUUGUACAUGAUAGUCAACAUGAUUCUACUGUUUUGAACUCAUCAGAAACGUCUAAUAGAAAUCACAACGAAAACAAUGUUCAAGGCGCUGAAAAUGCUGGACAAUAUGGGUUCCACUGUUAUGACUGUAACAUCGGAUUUAGCGAGGAGGUAAUGUUUAGAAUUCACAUGAGUUAUCACGGUUUCGGCAACCCGUUCACUUGUAAAAUGUGCGGCGAAGAAUGUGAAAAUAGCAUUAAUUUCUUCUUGCACGUUGCUAGAUCUUCACAUUAGAUCAAAUUAAACCUGUAGACUGUCGAAUUGAAUUAUUUUGCAUAUUUUAAAUAUUAGACGGCGGAUACAUUGGGUCCGAAUUCAUGACUUCAUCAGAUUACAAAAUAUUGAAGUAGUGAUGACGAAUGAUAUUCAACAUCGUUACUUCGUAUUCUCUAAAUCUGAUUGUCAUUCUUGAAUAUUCAUAUUUUUUUAUCUUUUCCCAAGUAAUCUUUUAGAAUAUUGUAGAUAAAAAAUAGUUUCAAACAUUUUCUUCUAUUUUUUUCCAAUAAAAGACAUUACAGCAAUGAGAAUAUAUAAUUAAGUAACUGCUUUUAUUUUUGAGCUUUAUAUGAACCUCUAUUACGAAUAGUAAACGAACAUAACCUACAGUGUUCAUAAGAAUUACUAAAGACAAAUUUGCAAACGAAUUCUGAUCUAAUGUAUCAUCAGCCUUAUUAUCCUAUGAAUAAGUGAAUCUAUAGUUGAAAUUGUUCAGAAUUGUGGCAUUAAGUUUCAUGAAUUCAUCUAAGUUAUACAUCUAUUGUACGCAGAUUUAAUAUUUAAAACGUCAUAGAUCAACUAUACCUACUUCUAUUUCAAACAACAGUAUAGAUCAACUCCUAUUUCUAUACUGUCAUAUUUAUUUUAUUUUUAUUAAUAAAAAACUAGUCUGAUAAAUGAAUGAAAAGGCCGUAUAAUUAUCAAAUUAAAAAAAUCUAAAAAAUUACUAUAUUAGGAUACGAGAAUCUCACUUCUCGGCUUGAAACAAACAAUUUUAAGCUGUAUCCUUUAAUAUCAUUUUGUCUAGAACUGUCAAUUUUUAGAAAACAUAUGUUAUUUCUGCCGUCUGUGAUAAUAAUCGUUAUUUCAGUAAAAACAUUUAUUUAAUCAACGCUGGCUUGAGCGUAAAUAUUACAGAAUACAAAAAAACGGAAACGAUUUUGAAAUUUUCCAAUUACAUAAUUGGAAAUUAUUGUGGCAGUAGCUUUUGAAGCUGUCGCUGUUUUCAGAAUAAACGGAAGCAAAAUACUGAAUGAGAUUUUGUUGCUUAUAAGGGUGGUUCAAAAAACACGUAC
This is a messenger RNA of Sitophilus oryzae (rice weevil), 4407 nucleotides long. Its product is annotated as protein hunchback-like. The coding region runs from base 314 to 3349 and encodes 1011 amino acids. The record is from RefSeq and is a predicted model, not a curated record. Gene Ontology annotation, cellular component: chromosome. Gene Ontology annotation, molecular function: chromatin insulator sequence binding. The transcript has 4 exons. Lineage: Eukaryota; Metazoa; Arthropoda; Insecta; Coleoptera; Curculionidae. Gene Ontology annotation, biological process: regulation of transcription by RNA polymerase II.